UUUCUAAUCAACAUUGCCAAGAUGUAAAUUCCAUAUCGUUAUCAUAAAUAGAAGAAACAAGAAAUUAUAAUCACAUUUUAUGAUUACUGAAAACUACUUUCUUAUUCUUCUUGUCUACUGUAUACCCUUUUGAAAAUACUUUAUGCAGAUUAGUUAAACAUAAGUAAGAGGUAAGCCACCCUGGAAAUUUUUAAUUUUUUGAGAACUCUUUGACAGAGAUAUGUUUCUUUUAUCCUUCAAAGUCCAACCUCUAUUUCUUAAUAAGUAAUGGUGACAAACAACCAAGAAUCUAGCGCUUUUGCUUCUUAUAACAUUCAUUACCUCAGGUGAAGAAGAAAAGGAGAGGAAAAGGGGAAGAAAGUUAGUGGGGGAAGAAAAGAAGAGCAAGUGGGGUUAAUAGGGUCAGUCUUUCACUGAAAACCAGGGAACAAUAAUCAUAGUUUUUCUUCCAUUCUAUUAAAAAUACAGCACAUUUCUAACUGAAUUUGCUUUAUCAUGCACGUGUUGAUUCAUGCUUUAGGCAUUCAUUAUCAGUAGCCGUUUGUAUAACAGUAGUCAUGCUGUUUGUGUGAUUCUCAAUUGAAACACUGCUCUACCUAAGCUACAAUUUGUUUUCUCAAGUAGGUUGUGUUGUCUUGUUUGAGUUAAAGAAGUCUUAAACCGGUUGUUUAUCUAUAUUUUGUAUUGCUCUAGUCUUGGAUCAGGUAAACUAAUGAUUAGUAGUUUCUGUGCACCUAUAGUUGUAAUGAAUAUUUUUGUUUCCUCAAUUAUUGAGCUGUUCAUUUGUGGAACCAUGUGUAUUAAGCAUAUUUGUUGCUCAAAUUAUUGAAAAGUUUUUGCUACAUCAGCUUAAUGUAGGCUCUUUUUCUCUUUUCAAUUUAUUGACGUGAAUUCUUCAAGCUUUUAGCAGAAAACUAUGAAUUUCAGUUUUGUUUAGUGUAUUCUAACUCUUAAUUCCCUUUGCAAAGGAAAAGAAGCAAAGUCUUGAAUAAUGGAUGAGAAGCAAAUCUCCGGUUUAUGUUCAGCCGAAUUUGAAAAGAGGAGUGAUACCUUGUAUCCAAUGUGUUUUGGUGUUUCUUGUGCAUUCUUUGCCCUCCAACUAUUGUCAAGACCUGAAUCGGAAGGUGAAAGAUGGUCCAAAGUAUGUGAUAAAAUGCUUCAAGGAAGUGCCCAGCUGCUGGGGUUGCUUGUGUGGAAGGCCCAGAGAGAAGGAGCCAGUGAACGAAAGUGUGAGCUUCUCUAUAAACUUGAAACUGCUGAGAGAGAGACGGAAGAGUUGAAAAAACUCAGACGUGAAGAUGCAAGAGCCACUGAGAAAGUUGUGAGUAUCUUUGCUACAAAAGAGCAGAGCUGGUUGAAUGAAAGGAAGAUGCUCAGGCAGCAGAUUGGGGCUCUUUUGAAUGGAUUGAGAGUUGUUGAGAAAAAAAAGGAUCAUGCUGUUUCUGAAUUGAAUGAAAAGUUGAAGGAAAUGGAGAUUAUGGUGCAGCAUAAGGAUAAGGAGUUGGAGGAAGAGAAGCAGAAUAAGAGUGAAUUAGAAGAAAAGCUAAAAGAAGCUGAAAAUGUCAUCAAAGAAUUGAGAGAAACUGCAACGCUUGAAGCCCAAGAGCAUUCUUCUGAGCUAUGGAAGCACAAAUCUGCCUUCAUUGAAGUUGUAUCAAACCAACGGCAACUUGAAGCUGGAAUGGGCCGCGCACUUAGGAAAAUUGAAGCUACAAAACAAGAACUUGAAGUAGUAUUAGAGCGAAAGGAGGAGGCAGACUUGAUGGUUCAAAAACUAUCAAUGGAGAUGGUAAAAAUGCAUAAGGAUUUGGAGCAAAAAGAAAAAAUUCUGUCAGCAAUGCUUAGGAAGAACAAGCUGGAUACGACAGAGAAACACUUGCUUUUAAAGGAGGUUAAACAAUUGAAGGCUAAGAGAAAGCAAGCUGAAAUAGAAACUGAAAGGUGGAGGGCAGUAUCAGAGUCUAGACAUGAGAGGCAUUCAUUAAGAAGUAUGUUGACUAACCAAGUAAAUUCAAAAUUGGACUUUUACACAGGGGCAAGAGGGGUGCAUCAACAUGCAACAGGAUCAUCACACAUUGGAAAGACAAGAUCACAGCCAACUGAUCUUGUUCUUGAGUAUGGGCAUAUUGGACUUAAAAAGGACAGAAAGGAGCCAGAACUUUCUCCAAUCUCUGACUGCUACUCACUGGAAGGAAAUGAGGCAUUGGCUAUGACAGCUGAUGUUAAGCAAUUGGAAAGUUGGGUACUGUCAGAAGCUGAGAAGUAUGCAACUUUAAUUGAGCAAAGGCAUCACUUAGAACUAGAUGCUUUUGCAGAACAAAUGAGAAUCAAAGAUGAGAAAUUAGAAACAUUUCGUUGGCAGUUGAUGAGCAUGGAACUAGAAUCAAAGCGGCUGCAGUCCCAUAUUGAGGGAAUGAAUGAGGAUAUGUCACAGCUCAGACAUGAUAAUAUGAAAUUGGAAGCCUUGUUAUUGGAGAGAGAAGAAGAAUUAACUUCCUUAAAAGAGCAACUAGCAUCACAAUUGAAGGCCCUAUAUUGCCAAAAUACUAAUUUAAAUUGUUCUGUACAUAGUCCAGUAAUAGCCCAUGAGGCCAUUGGCUCUGAAGUUAUCAAUAAGAGAAAACAGAAUGAGAGAGAGCAAGAAACAAGGACUCCAAAUUCGGAGGAUUUGUGUCAAGAGGAAGAUGCUGAGAAAGAAGAAGGAAGCUCAUCCUUUAACCAGUCCAAGGAUGUAGGUUUAAUAGCCCAUUCUCCUGAAAACGAGUUAGAAGAUGAUAAGGAAAUUGCCAAAGAGCGUCCUGUAAAAGAGGGAAGAACAAGUCCAGUGGAUAUUGGUGUUACUGAAAAGCUGGCAUCAUCUAGUCAGCCCUUGAAUAAGACAAACAAUUCUCUUUGGAGGAUGGAUCUUCAUGCUCUUCAAGUUUCUUAUAAGAUCAAAAGGCUGAAGCAGCAACUUCUAAUGCUUGCGAGACUGACAGGGAAGCAAGAAAGCCUUGAAGAUACAAAAAGCAAUGAUAAUGGGCAAAUUGGGAUCAAGAGUUUCCUUGCAUUGAUGUCUUUGCUGAAUAAACAAGUUGGCAGGUACCAGUCCUUUCAAGAGAAGGCAGAUGACCUUUCCAAACGCAUGCAUGAGCAUAAUCUAAAUGCGAGUGGUGGAGAUUCUAGUACAGCAAGACCAAAGGAAGAAACUAAAGCACUACAAAAAUUCCUAGACGAAACAUUUCAGCUGCAGAGACAUAUAGUUGCAACAGGACAGAAAUGGGUGGAAAUUCAAUCCAAGAUUGCUUCUGGAUUUGUUGGGGUCACUGAAGAAAUAAAUAAGACUGCCAGCUUUGACAUGAAACGCUUUGCUGACAGUGUCAGAACUCUCUUUCAGGAAGUUCAAAGGGGCCUUGAGGUUCGGAUAGCUCGAAUUAUUGGAGAUCUUGAGGGGACAUUGACUUGUGAGGGGAUGAUACAUUUAAGGAGGUAGUGAGGAGAGCUAAAAAAAAUUAAAGAUGAGGCUUAAUACAUAUUAGAUAGUCUUGCAGUUUGUAAGUGUUUCUACUGAUAACUAUAUAGUUGAAUUUGUAUAGUGAAAAAACACAAUAAUUUUAAUGCUAUAGAAAUGAUGUUGAAUAAUUGUUCUUUA
Molecule: messenger RNA, 3631 nt
Organism: Quercus lobata
Lineage: Eukaryota; Viridiplantae; Streptophyta; Magnoliopsida; Fagales; Fagaceae
Product: Ribonuclease P protein subunit P38-like protein
Exons: 3
Coding region: 992-3472 (826 amino acids)
Source: RefSeq, a predicted model, not a curated record